AUGGAGGUCGCUGAUGUAGACGCAGCGGGCGUCAAGACUUGCGCAGCGAAUCCUCAGAAUCUGGCGACGUUCCCUGCAGAGUCCAGCAACAAGACUUGCUGCCUCAGAUUCUGGCCGUAUUGUUGUAAUCCAUGUUUCCCUUGUUUCUUAUUUGCGUUGUGCAUAUGGUUGGCCGGCUUCAUAAUGAUACCGUUCGUGGUGCCCGAGUUCUUCUUCAGCACUGCUGGAAUGGAAGAUGACGCCUGUCAUUGGAUGCGCACCGUCAUGUUUUGGCUGACGUUUGCCGCGAUGUUGCUCUGUUUCUUUGGCCACGUGAUCGCUGAAUACAGCCACAUGGUCGAUGAAUGCCACAAGAAGUGUGGGUCGGAUGCAGUCGCCAGAUUACAGGCACUGGGAACUACCAGGAGCAGUGCCCCGGCUGCUUGUGUGUGUUUGUAG
Messenger RNA from Prorocentrum cordatum, 438 nucleotides. NCBI's taxonomy places the organism in Eukaryota, Dinophyceae, Prorocentrales, Prorocentraceae. The record is from the annotation of a GenBank genome assembly.